Molecule: messenger RNA, 462 nt
Organism: Suillus paluster
Lineage: Eukaryota; Fungi; Basidiomycota; Agaricomycetes; Boletales; Suillaceae
Exons: 4
Coding region: 45-344 (99 amino acids)
Source: RefSeq, a predicted model, not a curated record
GGACUCCGACGUCUUUUCAAUUCCUUCGUUCCUUCCGAUCCACGAUGACGAUUCACCACAUAGUUCUGUACAAGUUCAAGCCUGAAGCGACUCCAGAACAAAGACAGAGUGUGAUUGACUCCGUCAGCGCCCUUCCAUCACAGAUACCCGCCAUCCAGGGUCUUGUCACUGGUGAAAUACUGUUCAAUCCCCUUGCUCAUGGCUAUGACGACGGGGUUAUUUUUCUAUUUGAGAGCGUAGCCAAGUUGGACGAGUAUCGCCCGCACAAGGCGCAUACUGAUUAUCAGGCGUUUUCGGCGCCUUAUAUUGAAGAUAAACUCAUUUUUGAUAUCGAGACGGCCUAGAGGGGAAACGUAGUGUUUGAUAUCAUGUUGAACAGAUACUGCAUUUAUGAACCACCUUCGGGUUGGGAUUAUUUUUUCUAUGUAGACAAGUAAUAUUGUCACAUGGACAAUGACAUAU